AUGGAUGAGGAGCUAAAUGCAAGGCUAACUGCUUAUCAAUCACCCUUGCCUCCCGAAAGCUGCAUCUUCAAAGUUCCCGAAGCUCUCCGGAGACAUAAUCCAAAGGCAUAUGAGCCUCACGUAGUCUCAAUCGGACCCUUCCAUCGACGACGUGAUCACGAAAAACUCCAGCGCAGGGAAACUGUGAAGCAGUGCUUCCUUGCCACUGCUCUCUCAGAAGCAGGCGUCAAAUUUAAAAAGGACGACUCGGCUGAUAAUCUACUGAACAUCAAAUUUGAUAACGGGGUUUUAACAAGUCCAGAACUAGCAGUUACAGAGUUGACCGAACCAUUAUUCCGGAACCUCAUCGCCUUUGAGCAGUGCUAUGAUGGUCAUUCUCAUCAAAUAACAUCUUACGCCGUUUUCAUGGAUAAACUCAUCUGUUCCGUUAAGGAUAUAAAGCUUCUUUCUGAGAAAAAAUCUUAGCUAACUGGCUCAACGUUGAAGAUGGUUCUAAGUUCUUUAACAGCCUUUACAUUGACACCACAGUCAAAGAUUUCCAGUAUGACCAACUCUGCGCUGAAGUGAAUAAAUAUUACCGAGUUAAAUGGAACAGGCACCUCGAACAAUUUAGGCGCGACUACUGUAGUACCCCAUGGAAAGUUAUUGCUUUGGCCGUAGGGAUUCUCCUUCUGGUUGUCAACUUAAUGCAGUUCCUCAUUAGUCUUCAAUCCUCAACACUUUUUACGGGUUUUAGGGUCAAUGAAUUAAGUGCUGAUAUAUAGUUGUAUGUAUUGCUAAGAAUUUGUUUAAUAAGCUGAGAGAG
Prunus mume (Japanese apricot) is the source of this 805-nucleotide messenger RNA. Lineage: Eukaryota; Viridiplantae; Streptophyta; Magnoliopsida; Rosales; Rosaceae. The record is from RefSeq and is a predicted model, not a curated record.